AUGGUAGCAUCCAACUGGGCGUUCGCAGCAUUGGUAGCAUCUAUUGGCUUGAUAUCCAUCUCGGAUUCUCGACCCAACAUUCUUGUCUUCUUCCCCGAUGAACUGCGCUUCGACUGGGUCAAUAACGGCACGGACACUGACUUUCUUCAGACCCCAAACAUCGACAGUAUCCGCGAGCGCGGUCUCCACUUCAAGCGCGCAAUCACAGCCUCCCCGUCUGUGGGCCUUCACGCGCAUGUUUCGCUGCUGCCAGUCACUACAAGGAAGAAGCUGGUUACCACACGAUGGCCGUCGGUAAACUCGACUUGA
Molecule: messenger RNA, 309 nt
Organism: Phytophthora nicotianae INRA-310
Lineage: Eukaryota; Oomycota; Peronosporomycetes; Peronosporales; Peronosporaceae
Exons: 2
Coding region: 1-309 (102 amino acids)
Source: RefSeq, a predicted model, not a curated record